Messenger RNA from Symbiodinium sp. CCMP2456, 1404 nucleotides. The record is from the annotation of a GenBank genome assembly. NCBI's taxonomy places the organism in Eukaryota, Dinophyceae, Suessiales, Symbiodiniaceae.
AUGAACCCUGAUUUGCCCCGCGCUGAGAGAAUAGCCCAAGCAUUGGAGGUCAGUGCCGAGGACUAUCGACAUCUUCCGGAAACCAAGCCGGAUGAGCUUCCAGCUGAGGACCCGCUGGACGAGAACGUUUCCGAGGCGGGCUCUGAUGUCACCAACUUGGAGGACCUUGAGGCAGAGCUAGGACCAUCUGCGCCAGAGUCAGUGCGGCCUCGAGUCGUCAUGGCUGGCCUCGAAUCGGUGCCUGCCUUCACUGAGCGGGCGAAGCAGAUCGGGAUCAGCGAGGAGCUCCUGAAGAAGUUCGUCGACAAGAACUUGGAUACCUACGGGAAGCUGGCAGUCAUAUGCAGCAGCCGGCCAAGCUCAGGUGACGACAAGGCUUUGUUCGAUUCCAUCAAAGAGCUUAUAGGGUCGGAAGUUCCGGUGGAGCAGCAGUCCAUAGCACGGGCUUCCCGAACUGGAGAGUCCAGCCCGAGAGAAAUGCCACUGGCCGAGCGCCUCACGAGGCUCAAGCGCCAACGAGGCGAGCUCAAAGGGCUAGAGCUCGACGUGCACACCGAGCCGGGGCACGCACUAGUGGAUCGAGUACAGGCGAUGCUCGACAGCGCUCAGGUGCUGCACAUCGCCCCGGAGAAGUGCAUCUCCAGACAUGACGAGAUCCUGGGUGACAAAUCGGAGCAGAAGCUGUCCUUGGGUGCCGAUGGCAAUAUCAAGAUUACGAAGCAGGCUUCAUCGCUUCGCUGCGAGACCACAGGCGAGCUAAAGCUCAGGCGCUGCUUCCUCAGGCGGGCGCUGGCUUUCGAUCAGGUGGGGCUUGCAAGCUUCACCACCAUGGAAUCGUGGCACAACAAGAUGUUUCAAGCCUUGCGUGAUGCGCCGCCGGCAGGGUAUCGCUACACAACCGUGCAGCAGGUUUUGGCUGCUGACCAAAAGCUAUGGCAAGUGGUGGCCCAGGAAAGCCGGGGCGACAUCUCCAUAAGUGUUGGCCUUCCAGCUCCGCUUGAUAAGCACAUCGUCGCGGCCUCGAGCAAUCAGUUCGUCAUGUCGUGCUUGACUCACCUCCCCAAGCCGCCCCAAGCCCCCAUGCAAACAUGGAGGCCGCACAAGGGAGGCAAGGGCGACAAGGGUGAAAACAGCAAAGGAGGCAAAGGCGGCAAAGGUAAGAACAAGGGCGGCAAAAACAAUCAGUCAAAUGCUGAGUCGAGCCCCAACACAUCGCUGAAAGAGCUGCUCGACAGCCUCCCGGAAGGUUGUGUGCGCGUCACCGAGGAAGGUCGUUUCAUAUGCCCGUUCUAUAACAAGGGCAUCUGCCGUUUUCAGAAGGGCAAAUCUUGCCGCUUUGGGAAACACGUGUGCAACUUCAAAGGCUGUGGUGCCGAGAAACCCUACAUAGAGUGCCGGCAUUGA